Ananas comosus (pineapple) is the source of this 1573-nucleotide messenger RNA. Its product is annotated as nuclear speckle splicing regulatory protein 1-like. The coding region runs from base 196 to 1122 and encodes 308 amino acids. The record is from RefSeq and is a predicted model, not a curated record. NCBI's taxonomy places the organism in Eukaryota, Viridiplantae, Streptophyta, Magnoliopsida, Poales, Bromeliaceae. Gene Ontology annotation, biological process: regulation of alternative mRNA splicing, via spliceosome. The transcript is spliced from 6 exons.
ACCCCCUCUCUCUCUCCUUCCUCGCCGGAGCGCCGCCGUGGGACGCCGCAGCAGCUACGGUCGCCGCCGCCGCUCCUCCGCCGCCCCGAUUUCGAGUCAGCUUCGCCGGAGGGCUCCGUUGGACCCCUCAAGGGUUCGAUUCGUCUCCCAAUUUGAGGCAAAGAUAAAGAAUCGUGGAGAUAGUACAAGCAAGCGAUGGAGAAGAAAUACGGGCUCCAGCUUCGAAUCCCAAAAUCGCAGUCAAAGCCGACAGCAUCGAGGCCUCCUGCUCCUCCGCCGGCAUUUGCUUUCGGCGGUGAUGAUGAGGACGACGUUGAGAGGGAAAUCUCUCGCCAGGCCUCCAAGAACAAGGCCCUACAGAAGGUAGAGGAGCAGCACAAGAAGGCGCUUGAAGAGGAUCCCUCGGUCUUCGACUAUGAUGGGGUAUAUGAUGAGAUGAAGGAGAAGAUCGUGCGCCCCAAGAUCCAGGACAAAACUGAGAGAAAGUCAAAGUAUAUUGAAGUACUUAUGGACAAAGCAAAACAACGUGAGCGUGAACAUGAGAUUAUCUACGAGAAGAAACUGCUGAAAGAAAGGAGCAAGGACGAUCACCUCUUUGCUGACAAAGAGAAGUUUGUAACAAGUGCCUAUAAGAAAAAGCUUGCUGAGCAGGCAAAAUGGUUGGAAGAAGAGAGGUUGCGGCAAAUUCGUGAGGAAAAGGAGGAUGUAACCAAGAAGAAAGAUUUGAGUGACUUCUACUUUGGUCUCAAUAAGAAUGUUGCUUUUGGUGCUCGAUUGAAUGAGGACCCAAAGCCAACACAACAUAACGAAGCAAAUGAUAGCACCCAGGAAAGUCAAGCAAGCAAGCAGGAUGCUAAGGAAUCUCACCAUUCUCCUCAACGUAGAGAGGAAGCCAAUAGAGAACCUAAAAUGAUCGACCGUGCUAAGAACAGUUCUGAAGAAGUUGUAGCGGAGGCUGUAUCAGCGGUCCCUGCAGGAAGUACCUCGGUGGAGGACAAGAUCAAUGUUGAUCAAGCAUUGGCAUCUCAGGCGACAACCGCUGAGCAUUAUAAAAGGAGCGAGGAUGCAUUGGCUGCUGCGAGAGAACGGUUUAUGGCACGAAAGAGAGCUAGAGAACAAUAACUUGGAGGGUGCGAUAUGGACAUCAUAUAUUGUGACUCGAGUCACUUGGCGAUCCGACAUGCUCGAUUGCUCGACUGUAUAAACAAUCAUGAUCCAACUACUUGUACUUUAUGAGAAGAUACAGGACAAGUGGAACUCAGAUGCGAAACAAAUACGAGUGUGUAAGCCGGUUUUGAGCACCGAACCCUGUAUGUCGAAAGUGAUGAAAUAAGUUAGAUUUUAAACAUUAUCAUUGCCCUUUUUAAAUUCCUUGUAAUCUCCUGUAAGUUGAUUGCCUGUUGUACAGCAAGUAACUAGGAUCUCUUUAUCGCAUAUUAUUUAGUGAAAAAAGAAAGAAUACUAUAAUUUGCUUUAGAAAACUCCGCAGGUAAAAUUACGGGUAAUCUCCAAACUUUUGAUGAAUCACAAUUUGGUUCUCGAUCUUUCAAAUGCUUUGCUUAGUUUGAACAAA